AUACAAACUCUCCUUAUUAUAUUAAUAUACGCAAAAACCCUAACGAAAGCUCCACCGUUCUUUGAACCUUGGAUCCAAAAACCAUUGAAGAGGAAAGCCUUUGAUCAAAUAGGCAAAACAAAAUCCUCAACUGAAAUCAAAAGCAAUGGCCUCGUUCGAUGAAGCACCGCCUGGAAAUGCGAAAGCCGGGGAGAAGAUCUUCAAGACGAAGUGCGCCCAGUGUCACACCGUCGAGAAAGGCGCUGGUCACAAGCAAGGGCCGAAUUUGAAUGGGCUUUUGGGGAGGCAGUCCGGCACAACUUCAGGAUACUCCUACUCUGCUGCUAACAAGAACAUGGCUGUGAUUUGGGGAGAGAACACAUUAUAUGACUACUUGCUUAAUCCUAAGAAGUACAUCCCUGGGACAAAGAUGGUUUUCCCUGGAUUGAAGAAGCCACAGGAACGUGCCGACCUCAUUGCUUAUCUGAAGGAAUCUACUGCCUGAUGCAUCUGCCUUAUAAUCAGCUAUUUUGGAACAAUAUGAAGAGUUUUGAUCAAUGAUUCUAGGUUCUGAAGUUCUUAUUUUUUUUUUCUUACAUGAAGAAAACUAAGCGAUUCUUGAAAUAAAAAAACCAUUAAUGGCUCCAAGAUAAUUUGGGUUCUGGAGUUGUAGCAAAGUGGUGGAAAGAUUUUGUGCAAGACCAAUCUCAUGAUGGUGAGGCAUUCCACAUUUUCCAUGAAACAUUUGAUGAUUUAUUUAGGCUCUGAGCCUAUUGACAAUUGCACUGUUUUGGUGGCUGUUAACUUGUUAUGGUAUCUUGAUGGGGAUGAUAAUAUUUUUUCCUGAC
Molecule: messenger RNA, 827 nt
Organism: Theobroma umbraticum
Lineage: Eukaryota; Viridiplantae; Streptophyta; Magnoliopsida; Malvales; Malvaceae
Product: cytochrome c
Molecular function (GO): heme binding; electron transfer activity
Source: RefSeq, a predicted model, not a curated record